UGCAGUAUGAAAAAUGCUGGCCAACGAAAAAUUCACAAUACGUAGACAAUUGACGUAGGAGUGCGUAAUGCCUCCCAGUUGUUCUACAUAAAUGCAUCGAUGCUUUCUUAUGUUAUCUGAAACUUGUAUACUUGAGACCGUGAAAACAGCAAGAUCGUCCGCAUUAGUAGGAAAGCCAUUCGUGAACAAUGUUCUUCGUCACUGGAUUUUUCUUUGGUGUUUUUCUCGUCAUCGGAACUGCGGCCAGACAAAUGACUGGGGUACAUCUGAGAAUUGCCGUCAAUCACGAACCCCCAAUCUUCUCCAUCAUCCGGAAUCCAGCUAACGAGAGCUCUGUCCGCUACUCCGGUUUCACCAAGGAUGCCUUUGAAAUUCUAUCCAAUCUCCUCGGUUUCACGUAUUCUUUUGUGGAAGUUACCCCAACUAUGGUAAAAAAUAAAGGAUCAAUUGAUGCCGCCAUGAUUCAUCAACUAUUAGGAAAGACCGCUGAUAUUGACGGACGACUCAUUUCUCCAACUGCCGAACGUUUAGCGUACAUGGAUUUUACCCUGGCCAUCUCUGUUUUGAAUUUCGCCAUCAUCCAACCGAUGCCCAACAUUUAUAAUCGAUUCAUGGCUCCAAUCAAACCCUUUCAAUCAACGGUGUGGUACAUGAUUUUCGUUGCUUUCGGAGCCACCGUCAUCUUUCUCAGCGUGAUCAUGAAAUGUACCAGAUCAAACAAACUUGUACCGAUUCAAGUUAAAUCGCGAGUGGUCUCCGAGACCGUUUGGUACACGUUUAGUGUCCUAGUGGCACAAGGAGGCUAUUUCCCGUCCAGUCGUUUAUCUCUCCGUUUCAUCGCCGGUUCUUGGUGUCUGGUGGCAGUCGUCUUAGUUUACGCCUACAAUGGAACGCUGAUUUCUCACGUAUCGCUACCAAAGUACGAACCAAUUGUUAAUAACUGGGGAGAUCUCGCAGCCAAUAAGAAUCUGCGCGUCACCGCUCAAAGAGGAAGCCUUUCAGCCAAUAUCAUCUUGAACUCGAAAACAGGAUCGUUGAAAACGUUGGGUGAUUCAUUGAGACGACAUCCCGAAGAUCUUUUGGUGUCGUUACCUGGCGAGCUCGACAGGAUUUUGCAUUCGGGUUGCUGUGCUUACGUUGCAGUCAAGAGGCUAGGAGAACUCAUUGUUCACGGAAGCAUGAUGGCUCAUGGAGAAUGCAAGUUGACUAUCGGCAAAGAGCUUGAUUAUUCACAAGUUUGGACUUUUGGGGUCGCUAAAAAUUUUCCUCACCUUUCCAGCAUCAACAUAGGGAUACAGUGGAUGCGCCAAAGUGGACUCCUCACUCGAAUUGGGAAAACAUAUUUGAAACCAAUUGACAAAUGUCUGGGUAGUUCUGCUGCUCGACCCAAAAAAAGUCAAUUGACUCUUAACGAUUUGGCUGGCGCUUUUACCGUCAUUUUCGGCCUGGGAUGUCUUUUUUCAAUUCUCGUAUUUUUACUGGAGCUGUUGGUAUUGUACCUCGUUACCAAGACUUCUCCUAGCCCGGUUGCGGAAAUUACACAGUGAAAAAUGUAUUUCCAACGAAAAAAAAAGAAACCAGUAUAUGUUCCAAACGUAAACAAAAAAUGACAAGAUCUAUAGAUCUAAUAUCUCAAGAAGACACAGACGUGCUUAAUUUACGCUAUUACUCUACGCCAUACUAAUCAAUUGUUGAUGGGAUAUCCUAAAAAUUCCAUUUGAAAAGGAAGACAAACGAAAUGAUAAAAACAUUCGGUCAUUUUCAAAAUUGCUUCUCUACCUUGUAUUAAAAUUGACUGAAAUGCAAAUACACAUGAGAAAGAAUAGCCAAA
Molecule: messenger RNA, 1831 nt
Organism: Daphnia magna
Lineage: Eukaryota; Metazoa; Arthropoda; Branchiopoda; Diplostraca; Daphniidae
Product: glutamate receptor ionotropic, delta-1
Exons: 9
Coding region: 189-1547 (452 amino acids)
Cellular component (GO): membrane
Molecular function (GO): glutamate-gated receptor activity
Source: RefSeq, a predicted model, not a curated record